Messenger RNA from Epinephelus fuscoguttatus (brown-marbled grouper), 5712 nucleotides. RefSeq names its product zinc finger DHHC-type palmitoyltransferase 18b (gene zdhhc18b). The coding region runs from base 561 to 1985 and encodes 474 amino acids. The transcript has 9 exons. Gene Ontology annotation, molecular function: protein-cysteine S-palmitoyltransferase activity. Gene Ontology annotation, cellular component: Golgi apparatus; endoplasmic reticulum. NCBI's taxonomy places the organism in Eukaryota, Metazoa, Chordata, Actinopteri, Perciformes, Serranidae. The record is from RefSeq and is a predicted model, not a curated record. Gene Ontology annotation, biological process: peptidyl-L-cysteine S-palmitoylation; protein targeting to membrane.
UGUUAACGUUGACAACCGUUUGACCGGACGACUCGGUGUAUGACAGCGUAGCUAACUAACACUAGUCACGAAGGUGUGGGGACUCUUGUUAUUAGAUUAAUAUUCAUUCAGUAACUAAGUUUUAUCGCUCUUUUUAAUUUACGCAUAUAGCAGCUUUGGAGAUAAUCUUAAAGGUAUGCUAACAUGUGGAAGACGAGCGAGCUAACAAGCUAGCAGCGGUAACGGUAUUUUGGGUUUACUGAUGUUAAACAGUCUGCAGCUGGCUCAGUUGGCUCGUGUGAAUGGCUCAGCUAACAAGCUAACGAUGAGCAGUGGGUCAAAGCCGAAGACUUUCUGGAAAUAGACUUAAAGAGGAAUAAGCGAAGAAGCAUGGGGAGUUACAGGGAUGUGAUUUCAAGCACGGGCUGUUAUUUACAACAGGACAUCCACGGUGUAGGAUUAGCUUGUUGUCUCCGUGGAUUGACGACAUUUGCAUCCUCCAGCCGCCUCAAACACGGGCGUCGGUGAUGCUGUCCACCGCUGGCCAAAUGGGACAGAGCACCCAAACUUCAUCAUAAACCAUGAAAAGCUGCGAGUAUCAACAAAUCGACCCCCGGGCACUUCCGACGCCCACACCGACCCCUCCGCCUCACCAGGGACACGACGGUGACAGGAGAGAGGAGCCGAAGAGACCCAAGAGGAAGUGGGAAGUUUUCCCCGGGAAGAAUCGCUUCUACUGCGAUGGACGGAUCAUAGCGGCCCGACAGACUGGGGUCCUACCCCUAACCCUGGGCCUUAUUCUCAUCACAAGUGGAUUAUUCUUUAUAUUUGACUGUCCCUUCCUGGUCCAACACCUGACCAGCUGCAUACCUGUUAUCGGAGGAGGCCUCUUUGUGUUUGUGCUCAUCACCCUGCUCCAGACCAGCUUCACUGACCCUGGCAUUCUGCCCAGAGCGACGCCAGAUGAGGCAGCAGACACUGAAAAGCAGAUUGACAACACUGGAAACACCAGCUAUCGGCCUCCACCACGCACCAAGGAAGUCCUCAUCAACCAGCAGGUGGUGAAGCUGAAAUACUGCUUCACCUGCAAGAUGUUCCGGCCUCCGCGCACCUCUCACUGCAGCCUGUGUGACAACUGUGUGGAGCGAUUCGACCAUCACUGCCCUUGGGUGGGGAACUGUGUGGGAAAACGCAACUACCGUUUCUUCUACACCUUCAUCGUGUCGCUCUCCUUUCUGACAGCAUUCAUCUUCGGCUGUGUGACCACACAUCUGGCACUAAGGGCUCAGGGUGGCAAAGGCCUGGUGUUUGCUCUACAAGAGAGUCCAGGCAGUGCAGUGGAGCUGGUGAUAUGUUUCUUCUCAGUCUGGUCCAUCUUGGGCCUCUCAGGCUUCCAUACAUACCUGGUUGCUUCCAACCUGACCACCAAUGAAGAUAUCAAAGGCUCCUGGUCGGGGAAGAGUGGAGAAGGAGUCACCAACCCAUACAGUCAUAGAAACAUCUUUAUCAACUGUUGUUCUGUGCUCUGUGGACCAUUGCCACCCAGCUUGAUUGACAGACGAGGUUUUCUGCCCGCAGACGAAUCUGCCCAGACAGCCGGUGCGGACAUCGAGCUGCCCACUGUGGCCACUAAAAGCGAGAUAAACGUGUGCACACAAGGAACUAAAGGUCUGCUGGAGUCGGCCACCCUCCCUCCAAUCCUGUCCACCUCGUGUCCUCAGGGGAAACCCCAGACAGCUCAUACCUGCCCAGACAGCAGCCCCGUGGUGAACCCUGACCCCUCACCAGAGCUCUCCUCAAGCUGCGGGGCGCGCCACACGACUAGGUCCCAAGGCGAUACCUCUCCACCGCGUCACACCAAGACUCGAUCAAAGAAAAGCAAACAAGUGGCUUUGCAUAUUACCAACCCUUCCUUUGAUGUCCCUCUUUCCCCUACCUCUCCAGACGCUGGCCCCAGCUCCAAAGCCAGGGGCCACAAAAGUGCCAGCUUCACCCCUUUGCGCUGACUGAAAUGACAGCUUUCUCAAGUGAAAACACACAUUGUUUGAAGCUUGCAUGCUGUAACACAGUCAGAUACAAGUGGUUUGAAUUCAAAAUCUUUAUUAUUUGUCGGUUGUCUGGAAGCUCGGGGUGUGUGUGAGGACGACAAUCACAAAGAUGUAUUUGUUCAGUUUGUGGUGGAAAUAGGAACACUAGAGAUUGGGUGCAUCCUCACUGUAAAGGACGCAGACUUUGUUGUAGAAUGAAAAGCACAUGAAGAGACGUUAUUUGUCAGAUAGAGGACCUGAUGUGCUGACAGCGUCGUAUGCCUUUCUGAUGAUUCUCAUGUACAAACAUGAUUUUACCAGCAUGUCAGAUCCAUCAGAUAUUGUGAAAUAGUGGCUUUGAUGUAUCCGGUGGACGAAGUCUGGGAGCUUGAACAGCUUCGUAUGGUCUUAAAGGGAAAGUCCAUCCCAAACAUAGAAUUCACAUAUGUUAUUUCUAUAACAUCAUGCAGCUCUGGUUCUAGUGUGAAUUUGAGCCAAUUUCCCCUUAAGCUGAACAGCAGAGAGACAGUUUGUACUGGUGAUGUCAUCUUGAGACAUGCUGGCGGUCACAGGACUCUGACAGCAGUCGUGGAGUGUUUUUUAGACUAUGAGGACAUUUUGCCAUUCAUAGCUAAAAGCUCUGCGUUCAAAUGAAGCUGCUUUGGAUGUACAGAUGGGUGACAAAUUAAAGCUCAUACGGCUGGGCCUCUUUAGCAGGUUAAUCUGGCGCCUGGUGGGGAGCACUGUCUAACAAGCUCCAGUAAGAGAUCCAGUAACUGUGAGGGCCACAAUGCCCUCCAAAGCAAAAAUGUAAUUAUUAUGUAAUUAUUAGGCUAUUAGGUAGAAUCUGAGCUGAGGCCGGAGUCCUACUUUUUGACAUCCACCUUAACAUAUAAAACAUUUUUAUGUCAUAAAACUGUCCACAAACAUUUCUGUUGACUCCUUUUGCUACACUCUAAACAGACGACGACAAGGAAGAGAGCUGUAUCAAGUGAAAGCCAGCGUAUGAGAUAGCAACAGCUAGCCUUAGCUAAAGCUACCUUUACUUAUUGAUUUUUACUUUUACUUGUAAACAAAAAAUACAAAUUUCGAUGAACAAAAACAAACAGUUAAACUAUAAACUAUAAUUAACUAGCCUAAAGGUCCAGUGUGUAGGAUUUAAGGGGAUAUAUCGGCAGUGGUGUGCCCAAGGGGGUUCAAGGGGAACCACCCCCGGGCAAAAAUAAUUGGAGGCUGAUAUUACUAUCUUGUGAAACUAGACAACCUAAGGCAUCCAUUGCUACCAACCAUGUUGGCAUAGCUUGUUGGAAAAGGGGCUAACUAAUGCUCCAAAUUUAAGCUAAAGUUUGGCAAGGGAACAACUGGCACGACCAUUUUCAAAGGGGUCCCUUGAACUCUCACCUCAAGAUAUCUGAAUGAAAAUGGGUUCUAUGGGACUGUAAGUUCUAUAGGCUUGUUCCCAGUAAAUGUUUUCUUCCUUACAAUCAAUGUACUCCUUCAAAUUAAAGCUGUAUAUUAGUCUUUUUCACGAAAAGGACAAUCAGUGUUUUAGAAUGCCAAUGACUUAUCUGACAUGUAUUGAUACAUAAAGCAUUAAAAACAGGAUUGUUGUGAAACUCAAAAUAGUAAAGUACAAAACUGUACUGGUGAUAGUUUAUGCACAUCCGACAAUUAGUAAUAUAAACAAUAAAAUAAACAAAAUCAAUUAUAUUGUUUCCCAUUAUUGUUUGUUUAAUAUGGUUUAAACCUUACAAUAUAUUUUAACAGCGAAAACCUGAUGUUCCCUCACAGUAUUUGAUGUUGGUGUGCCGCCCUAAAAUUUUCUGUUUCUCCAACUCAACAGCAUUGCUGUCUUCUCAUUAUAUUAGAAUGAGCUGUUUAUAUCUACAUCCCGAGAGGGUCCUACUUCUCCAGAGUCUGCCAUGUUGUUUCUACAGUAGCCCACAACGGACAAAUCAAACACUGUCUCUAAAUAGGGCCAUUCACAUUUUCCUGUCAACCGCCAUAGCUCUCCUAGACACUUGACACAUGAGAUACGCCUCAGUAUCAUAAUAUCAGUAAGCUUUUGACUCUCAACCACUUUUGUGUGACUCUUAAGGCCUUUGCUUUCAUCUGGCUCACUUCUAUAGUGAAUUACAAAGUGAAAAUAAACUAUUUCCCAUUUUUCUGGGGACCCACUACAACUCCCUGAGGGACCUCUUGGGGUCCCUGGACUCCUGUUUGAGAACCACUGCUCUAGUGGAAUUCAUGUGAUUUGGAGUUGUCAAGACACGGAUAAACCUCGUAUUUAAAUGUGUCUGAUUACAGAUUAAUGUUUAUAUCGUUCAAAUGUAGGCCUACGUAUUAAUAGAAGACAGACAGACAGACAUCGUGCAAAAUAGAGACACAUUUAAUCCGUAUGAAAUACUUCUACAUACUUCUGUAGUGACUGCUGUCUGCCUUUGUCGGUCAGUGUAGCCUCUGCAUUCAAGUUUUCCUUUGUCCAGUAUCGGUAAUAUGUCAAACAAAUGUAUAUGAGUCCAUCGAGCCAACCCCAAAAAUGCUCAUGUGAUGUCACAGCUUCCUUUGUUUAAAGUCUUUACCAUCCAGUAUUUUGAAACUGCACAUGUGAGUUCUCUUUUGAUGGAUUUUCCCUUUAACUUUGCACAAACAGCACAGUGUGUAUCAGUUGUAUCGGUGUGUACUGUUGUUCAGAUUUUCGUGCUGUAUAAAUGGCAGUGAAUGCAACUGCAUGAUUUUGACUAAAGACCUAUUUUUUUGUUUAUCCACAUCCAUUCAAACAUCACUUUAUACAUCUGAGAGAUCCUGUACCACUUCUUGUAGGACAGCUGUGAUAUGGACUCCUGAACAUACUGUAGUUGUGUUCCUGAGCUAAAGCAGCACUGUUCAUCACUUGUGCUGCACUGCCUCCUGCUUGUGCUGUCAUUAAUAUCACACAGCGAUUUAAAGCUUCCACUUUCUGCUCACUAACUUUGUACCUGCAGCAGCAAUACCUGUGCUCUCCUCCUUCAAAUAGUUUUACUUUGUGCGCUUUGACAAAUCUAGGAAGAUCUACAUGAACACUGAGUGUGUUGAUUUGUUCUCAGGUGGAAAUCUGUAGGGGUUAGGUGUCCAAUAUGCAAGUUCCAUGUGACAUAUAUCAUGUUUAUCCACAUUGUAACCUGAUGGCAAUAGCUGCACCAAAAUGCAACAAUCCAAACAAUUCAUGCACUAAACGUAGGCAUGCACGCACACACGCACACACACACACACACACACACACACACACACACACACACACACACUGUUUGUAGCCCACCUAAAGCGUGUUAACACUGAGUAGAGCAUCAUCACUUCCUGUGCAGUAUUCGCCGUGUCAAAAGUCAUCCCAACACCUUCUGGAUGUCGAUUAGAGUGACUGCAAGUUACGCACUUCUGAGGAGGAAAACAUUGUAUUUGUACAAACUGUGAGGUUAUUUCAGACGAUGGAAAAGGAAAAUAAAGUUCAGUGAAAUAAAGAGGCUCAGUUUGUUUUUAUGCCACUGAGGUGCUGCAGUCGACCACUAGAUGACAGUGAUGGCCUACAGUAUAAACACGGAGCUGCAGUCAGAUAAUCCAGUGUUGUAAAUACUGUGUACAAAUUGAGUUGCAGCCAUUUUUAGCACUUUCCCCCUCCAGCUCAGCCUCAUGUACUUUGCUUCUCCUUGUCUCCUCUCCUUUUUAAUGA